Molecule: messenger RNA, 5391 nt
Organism: Danio rerio (zebrafish)
Lineage: Eukaryota; Metazoa; Chordata; Actinopteri; Cypriniformes; Danionidae
Source: RefSeq, a predicted model, not a curated record
ACCGCCUGAAGAGCGUACGGCGCGUGAAGAGAUUUAUCCCAUUGAUCAACAAUGCCGAGGGGGCGGGGACAGCGGCGAUUGCGUCAUAAAGGAACCGAAGAUGGCUUCACGAUGCGCUACGGCAGUGCUCAGAUGCGUCAACGCUCAGCUGUCAGUACACACGUUUAUAUGAAAAGGAAGGAAGGCUAGGGAAAAAAAAGAUAUACUGGCAGAAGGGCAGGCGAGCCUUUCAGAUUUAUGUCUCCAGCCGGUUUAUGCUGCACCUGGGUUGUUUAACAGUCAGGGACAAUGGGUUCGACUACAGAUGAAGAAUUUAAGGAGAAAUUACUAUGGAACGUCAAAAGAGAAGUGAAGCAGAUUAUGGAGGAGGCGGUGACCAAGAAGUUUGUCCAUGAAGACAGCAGCCACAUUAUUGCACUUUGCAGCUCCAUCGAGGCUUGCUUAAGCCACCUGCUGAAAAGGAGAGCGGCAGGAUUCCUCCGCAGUGAUAAAAUUGCUGCCCUCUUCACUAAGAUCGGCAAAGUUAACACCACAGUGAGCGAGAUCUGCCGCAAGGUUCAAGAACAGCUGCAGCAGCAGGCUGAAAUCACCAGGAGAACCCAGAGCACAGGACAGGAGUCCCUCAGGAGGCAGGGUUCCUCUACCGGACGGGCCCCUCAGCCACUCUCCGCACAGGCUAUCAAGCACAUAUGGGUCCGCACUGCCCUCUUUGAGAAAGUCUUGGACAAGAUUGUGCAGUAUAUUGUGGAUAAUGCAAGUAAGUAUUAUGAAAGGGAGGCUCUCAUGCACGACUCUGUGUUUGGACCCAUACUGGCGGCACUGCUAGUUGGACCUUGCGCACUGGAAUACACAAAGCUGAAGACAUCAGAUCAUUUUUGGACUGACCCAUCAGCCAAUGAGCUGGUCCAGAGACAUCGAAUCCAUGGAGCCCACAGAGGCCAGGAGGUGUCGCCCGGCCGCAGACCUGCACUGGGGAUUCGAAAGCGUCAGUCCUCAGGAAGCAUGUCUGAGGAUAAGUUUGCAGCCUCAGCGAGAGAGUAUGUUGAAUCUCUGCACCAAAACUCACGUGUUCACUUACUGUACGGGAAGAACAACGUACUCGUGCAGCCGAAGAAGGACAUGGAGGUGCUGCGCGGUUACCUGUCCCUUCAUCAGACGGCAGAAACCCUCACACUGAAGUGGACGCCCAAUCAGCUCAUCAAUGGCACUCUGGGAGACUGUGACCUGGAGAAGAGUAUUUACUGGGACUAUGCUUUGACUGUGCCUUUAAGACAGAUCGUCUGCAUUCAUUGCCACCAACGCCCGGACUGUGGAGGUACUCUGGUGUUGGUCAGUCAGGAUGGGAUCCAGCGGCCUCCUCUGCACUUUCCUCCUGGAGGACAUCUGCUGGCCUUCCUCUCCUGCCUGGAGACGGGUCUCCUGCCCCGGGGUCAGCUGGAACCCCCUCUCUGGUCCCAGAGGGGAAAGGGUAAAGUCUUCCCAAAGCUUCGUAAGAGGAACAGCACGGCCCGUUUGGUGGAUCAGGAUGGGGACGGGGAGGACCAGAUUGCUGCAGACUAUGUGUUUCGCAUCGUUUAUCCGGGUCACCGUCACGACUCAAUCACUAUAAACUACCACCACAGCACGGGCAGUCGUGCGCCCUCUCUGGACGACGAUGAGGAGGAGGAGGAUAGACUUCACGCUAUGAUCUCUAUGAUCUGCUCACGGAACCUCACAGAUCCUAAUGUCAUGAAAGACCACGGGGACCUGAUGGAGAUGCAGGGUUUUGGCGGCAGCCCCUUGUCAUGGCAGCAGGGCGAGUGCACCAGUCAUAUGUCAUCAUGUCUGUCCUGCUCCACCGGUGGCAGCAACGCCUCCGUCGAGCUUCCAGCCAGCUGCACCUGCAUGCAUGAUCGGAUUCCUCUGAAGAUGCUGUGCCAAAAUAUGAAGAGACAGAUUGUGUCUCGAGCGUUUUAUGGCUGGCUGGCCUACUGUCGGCAUCUGUCAACAGUGAGAACACAUCUUUCAGCGCUGGUCAACCACAACAUCGUUCCCCCGGACAAGCCCUGUGAAGCCUCUGGAGGCCUCAGCAAAGAUGUGUGGAGUAAAUAUCAGAAAGACUGUAAGAACUAUAAGGAGCUGGAGCUGCUGAGGUUGGUUUAUUAUGGAGGGGUGGAGCAUGAGAUCAGAAAGGAAGUGUGGCCGUUUCUGCUGGGACACUACAAGUUUGGGAUGGAUAAAAAAAAUAUGGCUCAGAUUGAUGAGAAAAUCACAGCAAGGUAUCAGCAGGUGAUGAGGGAGUGGAAGGCCUGUGAAGUCAUUGUGAAGCAGCGAGAGAAAGAGAUGCAGUCGGCCAUUUUCGCCAAGUUGUCGUCUGGAAGCAGUAUAGACAGCCACGUCCUCAGACUCAUCCACAGAGACUCCACUAUCAGCAAUGAGGUGUUCAUGUCUGUGGACGAGCCUGACGCCGGGGGUCAGGAUACCUCAUGUGAAGACAGCACACCCACUUUAACCACAGUGGUCACCCCGGCCAUGCUAGCCCCAGACGAGAGGCCACUGGUGGAGUUCGACUCUCCAGACUCAGGCCUGCCCUCCUCCAGGAACUACUCCGUCGCGUCAGGACAUUCCCAAAUCAUGUCCAGCAUCGACGAUGGCCAGAGCAUGGAGGAGGACACGACACCCACUGGAGGACUUGAGGAGCAGGGCGGACGCGGCUCUCUGAGUGAGGACAAACUGUGCAGUCAGCUGGACAAACUCACGACCACCAGCAGCUCUGAGGGCACUGCACCGUCUUUCUCCUCUUAUACGAUCGAGCUGUUGGACACGGUGGCGCUGAACUUGCACAGAAUAGACAAAGAUGUCCAGCGCUGCGAUCGCAACUACUACUAUUUCACUAGCAGCAACCUGGAGAAACUGCGCAACAUCAUGUGCAGUUACGUGUGGGAGCAUCUGGAGAUCGGCUAUGUGCAGGGCAUGUGUGACCUGCUGGCCCCAUUAAUGGUCAUUCUGGAUGACGAGUGCUUGGCCUACAGCUGCUUCACUCAGCUGAUGAGGAGGAUGAGUCAGAAUUUCCCCACCGGAGGGGCCAUGGACACUCAUUUCGCCAAUAUGAGGUCACUGAUACAGAUCCUUGACUCAGAGCUGUUUGAGCUCAUGCAUCAGAAUGGAGAUUACACUCACUUCUACUUCUGCUACCGCUGGUUCCUCCUGGACUUCAAAAGAGAGCUGCUGUAUGAGGAUGUGUUUGCAGUUUGGGAGGUGAUCUGGGUUGCCCCUCGUAUAUCCUCUAAGCACUUUGUCCUGUUCAUUGCACUGGCUCUGGUGGAGGUUUACCGGGACAUCAUCCUGGACAACAACAUGGACUUCACUGACAUCAUCAAGUUCUUUAAUGAGAUGGCGGAGCGCCACGACGUGCAGCACAUUCUCCGAAUGGCGCGGGAGCUGGUACACAAGGUGCAGACCCUCAUCGAGAACAAGUGAGAACGAGAGUAGGCAGCCGCCCACCAAAAUCUCUCUAUCUCUCUUUCUCUCUCUCUUGUUUCCACUGUCCUGGAUCUGCCUGGACGUCUGGACUCUUCUGUCGUUUGCCUGCCACAGAAUGCCGUUGUGUCAGACCUGGCGUUGUCUGCAUGCUCGUGGUGUUUGAGCACACUGUGACUGAGGUUUUCAUUUCCGUUUCUUGCUGUACACGCCGCACUGAUCAGGUCCUUUUAGAUCUGCUUUUAUAAAGAGAUGAGAUGCCUCCUAUUUGGGCUCACAAGCAUUUCCUUUCCCUAAAGGCCGCCAAAUAGAAGUCUUUUAGCGGUGACUGACUGUGGUGUUGUUUGUCGUCGGGCAGAUUCGUUUGAGCACAGUUUUGAAUCCUUAAAUAAUAACUAAGCCACGAAGAAGUCGUCCAAACAGUGUGACCAAAAGGACUGUGCCAAUAAUUACCUUCUACUAGUAUUUAUUUAAGCCUCGUUUUUAUCGUUUCACCGUCUUUAGCCCCUUUUUUCGGUUUGUCUAUGGUGAUGAUGACAAUGAUCUCGGAAAUAAAAGUAGUCGACGUUGCCUUUGUAACACAUUUCAGAAUUUGUGUCCGUUUUGCACUUUGACCUUGAGACACCCGUGAUGCUCCAGAGAGGCCGAAGCGAAGGGGUUGAGGUGUUUUUUCAGGGGUCAUCAAACUUCCCUCAGUGUCCCGAAGUCUGGAAAGGGUCCAGGCUCUUCCACGGAUCGGCAAAACUGCUUCCACAUGAUGAGAGACUAACUAGUCUUUUAGAUGCUGGUUGGCUUUAUCCACUACCUUCAGGCUUUGUUUAUGCUGCACAUACACUAUCAUUCAAAAGUUUGUAGCUCAUGUGUUGUUGAUUAUAAAAAAAAAUUACUAUUUGCUGAGAAAAACUGCAUUAAAUCUGCCAUGUUACUGAAGCUUUCUCUUACAAAUAUAUUCUGUUCUAUUCAUAACAAUAUACUGUAAAAAUGAUCAUAAUUUUCACAAAAAUAAACAAAUAUUUAAUCAUUUUCAGCACUGAGCAGCAAAUCAGCAUAUUACAAUGAUUGGAGACUGGGAUAAUGAUUCCAGAAAUUCAACAUUUUUUAUCAGAAUUAAAUAAAUUCAAGUCAAAUGAGGUUAUUUUUUAAUUGUAAUCAUGUUUCACAAUACUACCAUUUUCCCUGUGUUUUUAAUCAACAAAAUGCAGGCGUUAUGAUAACAUGAUAAACAUACCAAACUUUUGAACAUUAGUGUACAUAAACCCAGUUAUUUUUCCUUACCCAAUCUGUAUUCAUACUUUUCAUGUCCUGAAUCAUCUAAAAGAACUACUUGAAAUCUGAUCUGACUGUUCAGACUGAAACACAUUCCAAAACAAAUUUGGAUUUGAAAUGAAACAAAGGAGGUUACUAAAUCUGACCUUUUUUCAGCAUAAUACGGUUGUUCAUCAUCAAAUGUGUCACCGCGCACUCUUGCACAUUUUAAGUGUAAUUCACUGCCAUACUGUCUUCCCCUUCUUCCAAGUAAUUAAUGCCUAAGGCUGUUCAGAAUGCAGAAGACUAGCUGACUGAAUAUACAGAUAAAUUGUGAACAGUUUAUACAGAUUACUAUUUAAUAAUCUUUGUGUAGAAUGAGGCACUUUACUGUACAUUUUGUGCCAUUCAAAUAUGUAAAUGAGCAAUGUCACACUCGUAGCAGUGUGAUAUGGCUGUAUAUCAGCACUAGUGGGAGGCGUGCAUCCUUAGUGUUCCACCAGUGCUGACACUAAUAAGGCACUGCUACGAGUGUGAUAUUGCUUUAAACAACAGUUUGAGGGCAUAAUUUGUAUAUAUAAAGAGAAUGAACCACGGAGAGUCUAAAAAUCCUUUUUGUACGAAGAACUACUUUCUUCCACCAUUCCUUCACAUCAGCAGCCAGAACAGCAGAAACCGUUGCUACUU